CCUAGCCGCGAGCCGGAGUCGCAACUUCUGCAACGCCGGGGUAUGGGGGGUCCAGGAUGCCGGAGAAAGGGUCUGGAGUCGUACGUGCGCUGUCUGGAAGUGGGAACCGAACGAGGGGGCGUGCCGGGCCCGGGGUGGCCGGGUGUGUGAGAGGGUCCGGGCCGAGGCCCGAGUCCAGAGAGGCCCGAAACCGGCCCCCCGCGGUGUCCUCCAGAGUGGUUCCGAGACGGGUCACACGAGGGGGCCGCAGAGCGGAAAGGUGAAAGGUGAUUGUCACCAAAAUGUACAGGACAAAAGUGAGCUUAAAAGAUCGCCAGCAACUCUAUAAACUGAUCAUCAGCCAACUGCUCUAUGAUGGGUAUAUCAACAUUGCUAAUGGUCUCAUCAAUGAAAUCAAGCCUCAAUCUGUGUGUGCACCCUCUGAACAGCUCCUUCAUCUCAUCAAAUUAGGAAUGGAAAAUGAUGAUAGUGCUGUUCAGUAUGCAAUUGGACGCUCAGAUACAGUUGCUCCAGGCACAGGAAUUGACCUGGAAUUUGAUGCAGAUGUUCAGACCAUGUCCCCAGAGGCUUCAGAAUACGAAACUUGCUAUGUCACAUCUCAUAAAGGACCAUGCCGUGUGGCUACUUACAGCAGAGAUGGACAGUUAAUAGCUACUGGAUCUGCUGAUGCUUCAAUAAAGAUACUAGAUACAGAAAGAAUGUUAGCAAAAAGUGCUAUGCCAAUAGAGGUAAUGAUGAAUGAGACUGCCCAGCAGAAUAUGGAAAAUCAUCCUGUCAUCAGAACUCUAUAUGAUCAUGUGGAUGAAGUUACAUGUCUAGCUUUCCACCCAACGGAGCAAAUUCUAGCAUCAGGUUCAAGGGACUAUACUCUUAAGUUGUUUGAUUAUUCCAAACCAUCUGCCAAAAGAGCCUUCAAAUACAUUCAGGAAGCUGAAAUGUUACGUUCAAUCUCAUUUCAUCCUUCUGGAGACUUCAUACUUGUUGGAACCCAACAUCCAACCCUUCGGCUUUAUGAUAUCAAUACAUUUCAAUGUUUUGUGUCUUGCAACCCUCAAGAUCAACACACUGAUGCAAUAUGUUCGGUUAAUUAUAAUCCUAGUGCCAACAUGUAUGUGACUGGUAGUAAAGAUGGCUGCAUCAAAUUAUGGGAUGGUGUCUCAAAUCGUUGUAUUACUACUUUUGAGAAAGCACAUGAUGGUGCUGAAGUCUGCUCUGCAAUUUUUUCCAAAAAUUCAAAAUACAUUCUUUCAAGUGGAAAGGACUCUGUAGCUAAACUAUGGGAGAUUUCAACAGGACGAACAUUAGUCAGAUAUACAGGUGCUGGCUUGAGUGGACGACAAGUACACAGAACUCAAGCAGUCUUUAACCACACAGAAGAUUAUGUAUUACUUCCUGAUGAAAGGACAAUUAGUCUUUGCUGCUGGGACUCGAGAACAGCUGAACGAAGAAAUUUACUUUCCCUGGGGCACAACAAUAUUGUUCGUUGUAUAGUACAUUCUCCCACCAACCCUGGCUUCAUGACUUGCAGUGAUGACUUCCGUGCUCGCUUUUGGUAUCGGAGAUCAACCACAGAUUAGAGAUUCCUUCUUUGAAUAUUCUUUUCUCUCCUGCUCCCCAAUUUGCCCUGUUACUUUACAUAGUAUAUAUAUAUAUAUAUAUAACUUUUUAAAGUAUUUCUUAAUUCAUUGUACCAUCUUAUGGCAAUCGUGGUGCCAACACUAGAACCUUCCUGAAUUUGUACAAAAUUUUUUUUUACCUUGAUUUAGAAUCAUGGUGGAAAAAGUUGGAAAUGCUGAUAUAUAUAUAUAUAUGCAGUUGUUCCACAUUCACUGAUUAUUACAGUGUGAUCAUCACUAAGUACAGUACUUAUCAUUUGCUCACAAUAAUUAAUCCUUUUUAUAAGGAAAAAUUUUUACAUUUUUUCUAGUUCUUGAAAAAUCUGUCAUCAAGAAUUUUCUUUUGGCCUAAUUGUCAUCUAAUGCACUAUUAUCCCGUUACAUUGAAUUACUUUAGGGAAAAAACAACUUUGUUAGCUGCAUUGGUGCGCUGGUGGUCCUGCAUUUCUGAGAACAAAUAAUUGUGCCAUAUUUAAGACCUCUUUUAAAAAUAGCAAUUCUACCGAAAAAUAUUGUCCAGUAAUAAAACUCAGAUCUGCAAUACCUAAGCGUUACAUUUUUUACUUCAUUACAACGAAUUUUUGUCCAAGAUAGAUUUUAACAAUACCAUCCAUGUGAAAUUUUUAUCUGCAGUUUUUGCUUUUCUUUGUAGUAUCUUUAAUAAGGCUAUAGUAUGUGACCAUGGACUACAAGUUGUAAUGUCAACAUGUUUUUAAUAUCUGGAAUACAGUAAAAGUUAGGCAUUAGAGAUUAUAUUAAUCUCUGUAAAUUACAAAUGUUGAUUGGUCUUCCUCAUGAAACCUUUAAAUGAUAUUUUUCAGUUGUUUUUCAAAUGAACCUUAACUAUCUUCAUCAUAGAGGCACAUAAUACCUACCUCCUAUCUUUAAAGAUUUGUGCAGUUAACCAACUCUCUUUUUCUUGAAACCUUUUGAAGAUAAUUUCUACUGAAUUUAGUUAACUUUAUUAACAAGAUAAAAGACUAAUCUUGACCUCACUAUUCUGUCUUCCAAGUAAUUGCUUCAGUUUAGGUUGUCCCAAAUAUUAAGUGACACAUACCAAAGUGGGGACAUAGAAAAGUGCUUUUGACCAAAAAGCAUUUUACAAAUAUAGGCAAACAACCUUAUAGGACUUAAAACUUGAGAACAAAGUCCCUACAUAAAUUUAACAUGUUAUAGCUUUUUGUUUUAAAUUCAGUUUUGUUGGAUAUGGUAGUACUUCUAGACUACUAAAGUGCUCAUAUGAGAAUCAUUUCAAACAAAACUGUUUUGUUUUAAAGCAUUUCUAAUAGAGGGUUGCAAUAAAAUCACAGAGGUCUUGUUUUUGGAUUGGCAUAGAGUUCCCAAAGAUUACACAUUAAGAAACUACCUUCUGUCCUCAAACUCAAUAACUCAAGGUUUUGUUUUAAAUCUUGGUGUGUAAAUAUGUAAAUUAGCUAUUAUCAAUAGAUAUUCUGAAGGAUUUGAAGCAAAUAUAUUGCAAAAAAAAUCAGAAUCCAGAACUACUGAAUUAUUUUUAAAAUUUUGCUUUACAAGGUGAUUUUUUAAGGAGAAGAUGUAAUUUAUCUUCAUUUUUGCACUUCUUAAGGCAUAAAUACUUGAACUGGAUGAUCACAUUGAACAUCUAACAAGUUUAUUUGAAUGUUCAGGUUCAUAAAUUAUACAAUUUCUUGAAUUAAAAUGAUUCGUAUGUCUGCA
Messenger RNA from Sarcophilus harrisii (Tasmanian devil), 3311 nucleotides. It is a transcript of the gene CSTF1, whose product is annotated as cleavage stimulation factor subunit 1. The transcript is spliced from 6 exons. Gene Ontology annotation, biological process: mRNA 3'-end processing. The record is from RefSeq and is a predicted model, not a curated record. Gene Ontology annotation, cellular component: mRNA cleavage stimulating factor complex. Gene Ontology annotation, molecular function: protein binding; RNA binding. Bases 282 to 1577 code for a protein of 431 amino acids. NCBI's taxonomy places the organism in Eukaryota, Metazoa, Chordata, Mammalia, Dasyuromorphia, Dasyuridae.